CCGCCAUUUUCGGCGCCACAGGGAAAGCGGCGGCAGGCGGGGGAAGAGGCGAGCAGCCGCCGCGCCCCCUCCCCAGCAGAAAAGUGGUAAAAUAUACUAAUGAAAAGUCAGACUUAAUAUUUGUCCAGAUCAGCUUUUCCAUCUCUGGUUUCCAAAGAAAGAACACAAAAAGAGAGAGGAAGAAAAAGGAGAAGAUUCCUUUGACACCGAAUGCAGCGAACUAGGAAACAUGGAUCUGAAAUUCAACUCCUCAAGGAAAUAUAUUUCGAUCAGCAUACCUUCCAAAUCGCAAGCCAUGUCACCUCAUAUCAAAUCAGUAGAUGACAUAAUCGUUCUUGGCGUGAAUCUCAGCAAAUUUAACAAACCCACUCAGUUUUUUAUUUGUGUUUCUGGAGUUUUUAUGUUUUAUCUAAUCUAUGGAUAUUUACAGGAACUGAUAUUUUCAGUGGAGGGUUUUAAGCCCUUUGGUUGGUACCUUACUUUAGUGCAAUUUGGAUUUUAUUCCAUUUUUGGACUAAUAGAACUGCAGCUUAUUCAGGAUAAAAGGAGACGAAUCCCAGGCAAAACCUACAUGAUAAUAGCCUUUCUAACUGUAGGGACUAUGGGUUUAUCAAAUACCUCCCUAGGGUAUCUGAAUUAUCCUACUCAAGUCAUCUUUAAGUGCUGUAAACUGAUUCCUGUUAUGAUAGGAGGAGUCUUUAUACAAGGGAAACGUUAUAACAUUGCAGAUGUGUCUGCUGCAAUGUGUAUGAGUCUUGGCCUAAUAUGGUUUACUUUAGCUGACAGCACAAUCGCACCAAAUUUCAACUUGACAGGUGUGGUCCUUAUUUCCCUUGCUCUCUGUGCAGAUGCAGUUAUAGGAAAUGUGCAGGAAAAAGCUAUGAAGUUACACAAUGGUUCCAAUUCAGAAAUGGUUCUGUAUUCCUAUUCAAUAGGUUUUGUGUACAUUUUAUUGGGAUUGACAUGCACUAGCGGAUUAAGUCCUGCAGUAACAUUUUGUUCAAAGCAUCCAGUUCAGACUUAUGGUUAUGCAUUCUUUUUUUCCCUGACUGGAUAUUUUGGAAUAUCUUUUGUUCUAGCGUUGAUUAAAAUCUUCGGUGCCCUUCUGGCUGUAACAGUAACAACAGGAAGAAAAGCAAUGACCAUUGUGCUUUCUUUUUUGUUCUUUGCAAAGCCAUUCACAUUCCAGUACGUCUGGUCAGGUUUAUUAGUUGUCCUGGGUAUAUUUCUGAAUGUUUACAGUAAGAAUAUGGAUAAAAUCAAGCUGCCUUCACUACGAGGUCUUUGGAACAAAACUGUGGAAGAAAGAAAGACAAGGACGUUGUCACAAACUGUGUAGACAGUGGUUUUAUGCCAUGUUUUGAAUCCGACUUCUUUUAUUGGAACAGUCUUCAACUGGUUCACUUUCCACAGGGAACAUUACUAAAACCAAAGGAGCUGAAGGCAUAUUGUCUGCUUGCAGAUGAUUUGACAUGAACAGUUUUAAGUGAGCCUUCUCUUCAGAGCACUUGAAUUCGUCAUAGGUGUUAUACCAUUGUCAGAAGGCAUUAUCAAGCCAAUGAAGGAAAGGAACUCCUGGCAGACUGCUGAAAAACUAUGCUCCAAAUGGGGAACAGUGGCAUAUUAAUUUGGGCAUUUUUAUCAUAUCAGAUUUGGCUGAUUUGAGAUGAGUGGUUGUUGGUUUUUAUUGUUGAGUUGGGAUUAUUUAAAAGUAAUACUGUAUUAACACUUAAUGGAAGCUAAUCAGUUACUGAUUGACAAAUUGAAAUUUUAAAGUUAGAAGAGAGAGAGAAUAAGGUAUGUCAUGAUUUUUCAUUUUAGAUAAAAAUUCAGUUUAAGUUCUUGAUGAGAUUCUCAACAUUGUACAUUUGUUAAUAUAAUUGGCAUUUCUGUUGAAAUCAAAAUCUGAUUAAUGUUUUAAAUUUGAGAUUGAAAGAAUCAUGAUUUUUUUCCAUUUUUCCCCCCAUCAUCCAGCUUUAAAAAUUAUUAAAAAGUGCACAUAAACAUUGCUGUUAAACCCAAUGUGGGGG
Messenger RNA from Gopherus evgoodei (Goodes thornscrub tortoise), 2030 nucleotides. It is a transcript of the gene SLC35B3, whose product is annotated as solute carrier family 35 member B3. Lineage: Eukaryota; Metazoa; Chordata; Testudines; Testudinidae. Gene Ontology annotation, biological process: transmembrane transport. Gene Ontology annotation, molecular function: 3'-phosphoadenosine 5'-phosphosulfate transmembrane transporter activity. The transcript is spliced from 11 exons. Bases 230 to 1339 code for a protein of 369 amino acids. Gene Ontology annotation, cellular component: Golgi membrane; endoplasmic reticulum membrane. The record is from RefSeq and is a predicted model, not a curated record.